GCGUCUGCCCGGCUUGUCUUUCCGCCCGCCCGACUCUAUGACCGGGGUGGACAGAGCCUCUAGUCCAACGUGCGCGAGUAAUAACGGCCUCCUGCGGCAGCUCGGCCCAGGCCGCCUUUGGCGGGAGGUGCAGUGCAAUUAAAACUGCGAGCAGCCACCGCUCUCCAGCUGCCCAGCUCUGAAGACAGCGCUGCCACCAGCAGCAGCACAGAAGUAGGUAUUGCGCUGCCCCACACCAUAGACAAGGCUGCUACAGAGUGAAGAAUCAGUGGAUCGCAGAGUUUGGUAGAAGGUCUCAAAGAAUUGUGGGAAAGAAUCACAACCACUUUAGGAGAUUUCUGCAGAAUGGAGGGGGACCAAGUGGAAAAAAUGGUGCUAACAAAAGAUGGGAGAAAAACUGCUGUGGAUAAGGAGUGUGAUGGGGAAGAAAAUAAGUCAGUGGAAUGCAAGGUUUACAUGGAUUACAAUGCAACCACCCCAAUGGCAUCAGAGGUGAUCCAAACUGUAACAGAGGCCAUGCAUGAGGCCUGGGGUAACCCCAGCAGUUCUUACACAGCAGGUAGAAAGGCCAAGGAGAUCAUAAAUAAAGCUCGGGAGAGCCUGGCCCGGAUGGUGGGAGGAAGGCCCCAGGAUAUCAUUUUCACCUCAGGGGGCACAGAGGCAAAUAAUUUAGUUAUCCACACGGCACUGAGGCAUUUUAGAGAGAGUCGGGUGCUGGGACAGGAUGGGCCUCGUGAGGAUCACAAAAGGGCAGCCGGGGCCACUCCUCAUUUCAUUACAUCUAAUGUGGAACAUGACUCGGUCCGUUUGCCAUUGGAGCACCUUGUGAAAGAGCACAUGGCAGAAGCCACCUUUGUCCCAGUGUCCAAGAUCACUGGGCAAGUGGAAGUUGAUGAUACCAUUGCAGCAAUCCGUCCAACCACGUGCCUGGUUUCCAUCAUGCUGGCCAAUAAUGAGACUGGGGUAAUCAUGCCCAUCUCAGAGCUCAGCCAGCGGAUUCAGAUCCUGAAUCAGAACAGAAUGGCAUUAGGGCUGCCCAGGAUUUUGAUGCACACAGACGCAGCCCAGAUGAUAGGGAAGGGGCGAGUGGAUGGGCAGGAUCUGGGAGUGGAUUACCUCACCAUUGUGGGACACAAGUUCUAUGCCCCACGGAUUGGAGCACUGUAUGUUCGAGGGCCUGGGGUCACCACUCCUCUGCAUCCCAUGCUGUUUGGAGGGGGACAGGAGCGGAAUUUCCGUCCUGGGACAGAGAAUACGCCAAUGAUUGCUGGCCUUGGCAAGGCCGCUGAGCUGGUGAACAAGAACUGUGAGGAUUAUGAGGCUCACAUGAAGGAGGUUCGGGAUUACUUGGAGGAGAGGCUAGAAGCUUCGUUUGGAAAGCAGAGACUCCACUUUAACAGUCAGUUUCCAGGUGCCAAGCGGCUCUGCAACACUUGUAACUUUUCUAUUUGGGGGCCAGGGCUGCAAGGGCGGAUGGUGCUGUCCCACUGCAAGAGUCUACUCGCCAGUGUUGGUGCUGCAUGCCAUUCGGAGAAGGAUGACCAGCCCUCCUCUAUACUGCUCAGCUGUGGGAUUCCCUAUGAAGUGGCUCAGAAUGCCCUGCGGCUCAGUGUGGGGCGGGACACCACCAAGGAGGAUGUGGACAUAAUAGUGGAAGAUCUGAAGCAGUCAGUGGCUCAGCUGGAACAGAACAGAGUCACUUAGAGAUCAGGACGGGGAACUGAGAGGAGACAUCUCCUUGAAAGAAACAGAUUCCUGGGGCAUGAUUCUCCCCUGCCCUGUACCUGGUGUGUCAUUUAAGGGGUGUGACAAGCUGUCCAGUCAGAACAGUAAUGUUUUACACCUGCCUUGGUUUGGUGUAAAUGGCUGCAGAAGGUGCAGGGCAAUGAAGAAUCAGACCUUUAGACUCUUCCCAUUCCUGAAGAACUGGCUGUCCUGUGCUGGGAGAACUGCAGCUGUUAUUACAUGUUCAUUCCUUUAGGACAUCGGAGUGUGGCAAAUAAUGUCACUGCUUAAGUUUGGGAAACUUUUGAAUGCUCACUUGUUCUACUGAGAAGUAAAAAACUCUGGGUUUGGGGACUGUGCAUUUGGGUCUUGGGGGGAGGGGGAGUGUUAAUGUAUUCAGCUAUGUUUGUAUCCAGGGGAGUGGCUGUAAUUGUGCACAGGUGUGCCUGGGCUAGCACAGAGGAAUAAGAGUAGGAGUUUGCAUUUAGGAGCACUCUAUGAGGGAUUAGGAAGGCAUGUAUGUGUUCCUGGGAUACCUGUAUUUGCACAUAGGAGGUUGUGUGAGAAUGCCUGCAUUUAUGCAUAGGAUGGUGUAUGUAUGUCUUAAGGGUGCCAAUCUUGGAAUGUGUGUGUGCAAUCAGGAGGUGGUUGGGCUAGUGUACAGGAUGUGUGUGCAUUCAGAGGAAGAGUUAGCGUGCAUGCGUCAUUUUGUCACAUCUGGCCAGUCCCACCUUUCUGAGCAUCAGAAUUGUAGAAUCUGUGAUGCGCACACACACACUCUACAUGCACAUAGUUAUGAGCAUUAAAGAUCUUCGCUCUGACUUCUCCAUGAAGGAAACAGGCUUUCCAGGACUCAUGGAAAUUAGGAAAACUUUUGUUUCAAAUCAGUGUCUUUCCAGGAAAGGAGGUUGCCAGACAAGGCUGUUAUUGGUAUCUCUCAAAGGCAGGAAUAUAACAUUUACUGUACCACAUUAGAUCCUUGGUACCUUGGCUGGUACCUUGCCUCCGACUGGCCAAUACCUGAUGUUUCAGAGGAUUUGUUGGUACUGAAGGAACUAGAAUACUACUUUUAAGUAUUCCUCAAACUCUUUUAUGAUCGUCCUUAUAACACCUGCACUGGUUACUCUUGUUGGUGUUGACAGUGCAUUCUUCCUAUUACUUCUCCUGCCAGGGAGCAGGUCCUACAUUCAGCUGUGAAUUCUUUGAAAGGAAUGCACUGUCUAUUAUGCACCUGCUCCUGUGGAGAACAGAACUUGGCCACUCAAGUGGCUCUUUUAUUCCUACUCUAAUCAAUGGAUUAGAAAUAAACUGAUAAAGCAGUAACUCAUCAUGGGAGAACAGCCUGGCAGGGUGAAGUGAGGAGAUGGGGAAGGACUAAUAUGUCUGUGUUCUCACAGAUAGUAAAAGAUAUCUCUGUUAAACUGAAACAUUUUAAUUAAAAGCGCAUUUUCCUUCAGAAGUUUCUGUUUUAUGUUGGGGACCUAGGAGUUCAUGAGACAGUUAGGCUGGCAAGUAUCAUGGUGAAAGGAGGUGGAAGAGACAACUCUGAUUGAGAGCAUUUCAAAGGCUGCCAUGUCUCUUCACAUAUGACAUGAUAAGGGUCUGGGGAAAGUAUGCGUGCCCUUCCAGGUGUGGUUAGAUGUUGAUAGAUGUUUAGCUGCAUGUGCGUGUUCCCUCUGUGUGCCACCCCAGCACGGCAGACCUCAAGCGAACUGACCAAUGACCACAAGAUCCAUUAAGAGCCGAAGGCACCCAGCCAGGUUUAUUGUCAAUGAAACAUGAUACCAGUAUCCCACAGACUCUACCAGACCGCUAAUAAAUGUAUGCCCAUAACAAUGGACCAGCUCAGUGAACGGUGUGACUUUCCGUUCCUCCCGUGGCCAGACAAAGAUACUCCCUCUGAGAUACGUCUUUAUACCAUGAUACAAACAAGUUAGUACUGCCCCUCUGACAUAGUUA
Molecule: messenger RNA, 3684 nt
Organism: Mauremys mutica (yellowpond turtle)
Lineage: Eukaryota; Metazoa; Chordata; Testudines; Geoemydidae
Gene: SCLY
Product: selenocysteine lyase
Exons: 15
Coding region: 346-1704 (452 amino acids)
Source: RefSeq, a predicted model, not a curated record